Molecule: messenger RNA, 981 nt
Organism: Dichomitus squalens LYAD-421 SS1
Lineage: Eukaryota; Fungi; Basidiomycota; Agaricomycetes; Polyporales; Polyporaceae
Exons: 6
Coding region: 1-981 (326 amino acids)
Molecular function (GO): protein binding
Source: RefSeq, a predicted model, not a curated record
AUGGAGGACGACGGGGGCGACGAUGAAGAUCCCCAUCCUUGGAAAGUAGCUACGGAAGUAAAGUGUAAAGAUAGCCCCGAAGUGGUCAAGUUCAAGCCGGGAACCUCACUGUUAGCUAUCCAAUGCAACGAUGGCUACGUAUAUCUCGUUCAGCCUGAUGGCCCGGAUCGCUGCUUCCUUGUGGCCCCUCCCCAGAAGAAACACGUCACCGCUGACAUGGCAUGGGGCUCAGGGCCUUCUGACGGUCUUCUCUUCGCGUCAUCAGCCUGUCGUGAGGGUGACAGCGGUUUCCACAAGGCCUACGAUAUUGUGAAGAACAAGGUGGUCACAGCCUUCGAUGCGGACAAGCAGGCAUGCAGCUCUCUAACCCUCGAUUCACUUGGUGAAAGGCUCUUCAUAGCUACGGAAGGCCCCGGCCGCACUCCAUCAUACUUCCUCCGACAAUACGACGUGAGGAGCGCUGCGGACCGCAGGGCCGUGCAACAAGUGGAGCUGGAACCCUUCGCCGGCUCGCCAGAUCGUAACUAUACGGAUAUCAACUCCCUUUCCCUAAGUCCUGACGGAAUCUACAUUGCUGUCGGCCGUACCGACAACUGGGUCGACGUGUACGACGCUCGCAUGUUGCAGCGCGGCCCCCUCCAUAAUUACGCGCACGAGGGCGGUGGUCUGCAUAAGUAUAGGGCUGUCAACAUGGGCGAGGGCGGCGCUUCGGAUGAGUACGGGGUCGUCAAGACCCAGUGGGUCGAUAGCUAUCCAUUCGGCUUCGGGCUCGUCUCAGGGGGCGCCGAUGGAUGUGUCCGGCUCUGGGACGCCAAGCUCGCGUCCAGCGACCCCGUCAACGGCCGGAUACUUGCGCAGAGCGACGACCACGUAGCAACCUUCUCCCUGGGCGACAUUUUCCAGGGUGAAGUACCGAUCAUCUUGGGAGAUACGUUUGGGAGAGUAACUCUAUUCGACUUCCCUUCGGGAAGGAACUCGUAA